GGCAAGAUUAUCGCCGACAUCUGCAGGUCGUUUGGGCGGCCUCUGUCCUUUGAUCCAAGAGCCGCCGCAGGGAGGAAGCCGCCUCUGCAUUCCAUUGCCGUAAACGACAUGCUUUUGCUGGAGAACCAGAUCCCGAUCUCCAUUGUUGCCGAGGCGCUGGCCAAAUUCCGGCCCGACGCCGGCCGAGUGUUGAUCCGCCAUCUGGAUUCGUUUUGUCGGCUUGUCUCUCCGAUAGCCCUGCUGAACCGGGAGAACGACGUUGACCUGGACCUGGAGGAGCCUCCCUUGCAUCUGCUGGAGUAUUUGUAUCGGAAGCUCAAUGGCGAUGAAGCGGAGCGGGAUGGAGUAGUUGCCAGGAUCCCGGUGGAUCAAGAUCUGGAUAUCCACCAUGAAAUUUUACAUUACGUCCCCGAUUGCUUGUGGGUGGGGAAAUCAAGAGGAUCAGAGAAGAAGGUCGGCGAUGAUCUUGACCAUGACUCAUUGGGCGCCACGAUCUUGGCCCAACUACCUUCUGCUACUGAUCUGAACAGCAUCGGGCUCAAAUUCAGUGGCAAAACAGGCGACCUUAGGAUUGAGUUCGACGAGGGAAACAAGACCAUCACCAUCCCAACGUUUAGGUGGAACCCU
Linum tenue is the source of this 627-nucleotide messenger RNA. The record is from the annotation of a GenBank genome assembly. NCBI's taxonomy places the organism in Eukaryota, Viridiplantae, Streptophyta, Magnoliopsida, Malpighiales, Linaceae.